GCACGCCCUCGUCAUCUACUUCUCCUUUUUCCUCUUAUGCCACCGCAUACCCUCUCUCAGUCUAUCUGCUGCGUUCUUUUGGAUUUGGAGUGGAAAUGGCUCUAUAUUUGAGUACCGUGUGUUCCAGCCCCUCAAGACUAUGCACAUCCCAUGCAGUUCCACCCAGAGCCAUAGCUUCAGGAAGCAGUCUUGCAUUGAGAAGUGAGGAAGAGCAGAAGGUAAAGCUUGGUGGGUCCGGAUUGAUGGUCACCAAGCUUGGAAUUGGGGCCUGGUCUUGGGGUGACACCAGCUACUGGAACAAUUUUGAAUGGGAUGAUAGAAAAAUGAAGGCUGCAAAAAGUGCAUUUGAUGCUAGCCUCGAUUGUGGAAUUACACUCUUUGAUACAGCCGAGGUUUACGGAUCAAGGUUCUCAUUGGGCGCAAUGAAUUCUGAAACUCUACUUGGGAGAUUUAUGAAGGAAAGAAAAGAGAGGAGUCCAGAUGUGGAGGUGGCUGUCGCAACCAAGUUUGCAGCAUUGCCAUGGAGGCUUGGCCGUCAAAGUGUCCUUGCAGCCCUCAAGGCUUCCUUGGCUCGCCUUGGACUCUCUUCAGUUGAACUCUAUCAGCUCCAUUGGCCUGGAAUAUGGGGAAAUGAAGGAUCUUCGAACCAAACAACCUGUUAAGGUAAUCUUGCAAAUCCCUACUCUGAUGUUACCAUACAGGAGGUUAACCUACCCAAGGUAAGCUUUCAUUUGUAUGGACCAAACACCCUUAGAAGCUAAUAAUCUAUUAUGCUCCAAAGUAGAAAGAAACCAUUUUCCAAUUCUUUUCAGGUUAUAUUGAUGGUUUAGGAGAUGCAGUGGAACAAGGCCUUGUUAAAGCUGUCGGAGUAUCUAACUACAGUGAAAAGCGCCUUCGAAAUGCAUACAUGCAGCUUAAGAGAAGGGGUAUACCCCUAGCGUCAAACCAAGUGAAUUACAGCCUGAUAUACAGAUUACCAGAGGAGAAUGGUGUGAAAGCUGCCUGUGAUGAACUAGGAGUCACUUUAAUUGCAUACUCACCCAUUGCUCAAGGUGUUCUUACUGGAAAGUAUAGUCCAGAAAAUCCGCCAACAGGUCCUCGCGGACAGAUUUAUACUCCCAAGUUUUUAACCCAAUUGCAACCAUUGAUAACCCGAAUAAAGGAGAUAGGAGGAAGCUACAAACGAACUCCAACGCAGGUGGUGCUGAACUGGUUAAUUUGCCAGGAUAAUGUGAUCCCCAUCCCGGGUGCCAAAAAUGCGGAGCAGGCUAAAGAAUUUGCUGGCGCACUAAGCUGGAGAUUGACUAAGGAAGAAGUGGAGGAGCUUCGAUCUUUGGCAUCUCAUAUCAAGCCUGUUAUGGGGUUUCCUGUUGAAAAGCUAUAAGAAAGUUCUCACCACUGAUCACUCAUUCAGAUUUCUACUACUACAACUAAAUGAUGUCAUUUUCAAAUGAUUAUUUUUUGUUUAUUUUUUGGUGCAACCCCUUCAAAAAUGUAUUUUCAUGGCACCAUAUGUUAUGGUAAUUAUUGGAAGUGUAUCUGUCACUUUACCUGGCGAAUUGGGAUCAGGACAUAAGGCACAACUCUACAAGGCUAUAGAGUGUAUAGAUUCCUUGCAACCUUGUGUUAUUGUUUCCUCCAUUAGCAGCUAUUGUGUAUGUCUAUGAUAGUGAGUUUAGAACUAUAGAUUCC
Molecule: messenger RNA, 1692 nt
Organism: Cuscuta epithymum
Lineage: Eukaryota; Viridiplantae; Streptophyta; Magnoliopsida; Solanales; Convolvulaceae
Source: the annotation of a GenBank genome assembly